Molecule: messenger RNA, 1006 nt
Organism: Drosophila persimilis
Lineage: Eukaryota; Metazoa; Arthropoda; Insecta; Diptera; Drosophilidae
Product: RNA exonuclease 4
Exons: 1
Coding region: 52-888 (278 amino acids)
Biological process (GO): rRNA processing
Cellular component (GO): nucleus
Molecular function (GO): 3'-5' exonuclease activity; nucleic acid binding
Source: RefSeq, a predicted model, not a curated record
ACACAUUUUUCGUUGAGGACCUACGGAAUUUAUUGAUGCACAAGCGUUGCGAUGUCGUCGUCAGAGCAGCGCCAGAAGCAGUUUGACUUGCACCGCAACAAGGCCAAUACCACCAGGACCAGCAACAACAGCGGCGAAAAAAAUGUGAGUCCGAAGAGUUGCAAGCUUCAAACCUCAUUGGAGAUGCAGCAGCCAAAUGUACACAGACGCGCUGCCGGAUCCAAUUGGCUGGCUGCCACUGCCUCGGGAAGCGAGAACAAGGUGCAGGUGGCGAAAGCGACUGAGGAAGGAUCCGCACCUGAGUCCGAGCCCCUGACCAAAUCGGCACGCACACGCCAGAGGAAAAUGGCCCAGCGCAAUCGUUAUUUGUCCAUGGACUGCGAGAUGGUUGGAGUGGGCCACAAUGGGCAGGAGGACAUGCUGGCCCGAGUAUCGAUUGUGAAUAGUGUGGGCCAUGUUCUAAUGGACAAGUACGUAAAGCCGCGCCAAACGGUUACAGACUAUCGCACCAGCGUCUCCGGCAUUCGCCCGCAUGAUAUAGAGAACGCCGAAGACUUUGCCACCGUCCAGGACGAGGUUGUAAAGCUGCUACACGGCAAAAUUCUCGUCGGCCACGCCCUGCGCCACGAUCUCGCCGUCCUGAACAUCAAGCAUCCCUUCGAACAUAUUCGCGACACUUCGCGCUACAAGCCACUAUGCAAGCUCGUCUCCAACGGCCAUACUCCAAGUCUCAAGCGUCUCACCAUGGCCGUGCUCGGCCAGGAAAUCCAAACCGGCGAACACAACUCCGUGGAGGAUGCCCGCUCUGCCAUGGGCAUAUACAAUCGCAUUGCCGCCGACUGGGAGAAGCACCUGGAGAAGAAGCAGCUCCAGCAGCAACGCUUCUGAUGCCUGCUCUCGGGUCAUCUUGCAUGUGUGCUUUCUAAUUUAAACACGUACUGUAAAAACGAGUUUCUUUUUAUUGGAAACUGUUGCCUAAUAUAUAAAAUGUUACAAACUAGCUACA